This is a messenger RNA of Tarenaya hassleriana, 857 nucleotides long. RefSeq lists its product as uncharacterized. The record is from RefSeq and is a predicted model, not a curated record. Gene Ontology annotation, biological process: regulation of gene expression. Bases 71 to 619 code for a protein of 182 amino acids. The transcript has 3 exons. NCBI's taxonomy places the organism in Eukaryota, Viridiplantae, Streptophyta, Magnoliopsida, Brassicales, Cleomaceae.
UUCCCUCUGUUGCAAAGAAGAAGAUAAGCUUCGGCUAAACACCGAAGCAAAACACUCACUGAGAGCUUCAAUGGCGGAAGCCCUACUUUAUUCUCCGGCAUAUUCACUGACCCUUCUCUCUUCUCCUUCUUCUUCUGGUUCUUCUUCGCGUCAUGUUCUUCCAUUUGUCUUCAGCUUCUCUUCUUCAUCUACGAAUUAUUCUGUAAUCAAAUCGACCCAUUUUGCAAAACGCCGAUUUGGCCCAACUUCGACUGUCUCCUCGGGACGACGUCUUAUCUGCAGAGCCGCUGAGUACAAAUUUCCCGACCCCAUACCCGAAUUCGCUGAAGCGGAGACUGAGAAGUUUAGAGCUCACAUGAAUAAGAAGCUAUCCAAGAAGGAUGAUCUCUUCGGAGAUUCUGUUGAAGAAGUUGUCGGAAUCUGCACUGAGAUUCUCGGGACAUUCUUGCACAACGAGUAUGGAGGACCCGGAACACUGUUGGUCAUACCUUUCAUCGACAUGGCCGACACUCUCAACGAAAGGGGAUUACCCGGAGGGCCACAAGCUGCUCGAGCGGCCGUGAAGUGGGCUCAAGAUCACGUCGACAAAGACUGGAAGGAAUGGACUGGCACCGAUUAGGGUAACGUCCUCAGUUAGGGUUAGAUAAACAACUCUGUCCAGCGGCUACGGCAUCACAGUUUUGAGGAUAUCACUAGCUGUUGAACUUAUUCCACAGAAUAUAAAACCAGUGGUAAGAGUUUUGGAUUUUGUGUUAAUGAAAGAGACUUGAGAUUGUUGAGAUCUGCAAAGAGCCUUUAUGGGUUUGAAUAUGUAUUCUGAUCGAUAUUAAAUCAAACAAAGACGUCGCCUUUGGAUC